Molecule: messenger RNA, 2889 nt
Organism: Eutrema salsugineum
Lineage: Eukaryota; Viridiplantae; Streptophyta; Magnoliopsida; Brassicales; Brassicaceae
Product: protein BREAST CANCER SUSCEPTIBILITY 1 homolog
Exons: 14
Coding region: 1-2784 (927 amino acids)
Biological process (GO): positive regulation of transcription by RNA polymerase II; negative regulation of fatty acid biosynthetic process; double-strand break repair via homologous recombination
Cellular component (GO): BRCA1-BARD1 complex; BRCA1-A complex; plasma membrane
Molecular function (GO): ubiquitin-protein transferase activity
Source: RefSeq, a predicted model, not a curated record
AUGGGAGAGACAAAUCACCUGGAGAAGAUGGGAAGAGAACUCAAGUGCCCUAUUUGCUUGAGUCUAUUUAAUUCUGCAGUUUCGCUUUCGUGCAACCAUGUCUUUUGCAAUGCAUGUAUCGUGAAAUCCAUGAAGAUGGAUGCUACUUGUCCAGUCUGUAAAAUCCCAUACCAUCGUAGAGAGAUUCGAGGUGCUCCUCAUAUGGAUAGCUUGGUGAGCAUUUACAAGAAUAUGGAAAAUGCUUCUGGGGUCAACAUGUUCGUAAGCCAGAAUAAACCAUCACCAUCAGGAAAAGAAAAGCAUGUGAGAGAUGCUUCCAUUGAUAAGACUAGUGAGAAGAAUCGUCAAGGAUCUAGGAAAGGCCGAACAUCCAAGAGGAAAGAAUAUAGGAAAACCAAGGAAACAGAUGUAGAUGCCCCUGGACCUAUUGUUAUGAAACCUUCAUCCCAAACCAAGAAAAGGGUGCAGCUGUUGCAGAAUCACUCUUCUGAAAGUUUAACUAAAUCUACUGAAUCAGCUGAAAAACUCAAGGAUUACACUGAAAACACUGUGAUUCGUUUGAAUGAGGAUCCAUCUCUGAAUAAAUACGGAAAUCUGGCACCCUUCUUUUGGUUGAGAGAUGAAGAUGAUGGGAAGAGCUUAAGUCAGCCAGAAAGUGAUCAACUUUUAGACGUUACACCUGUUGAUGUUCCUUCUUUCAGUGAUUUGAAGGACUCAGAUCACGAGAGCCAGUCAAAAGCUGGUGAGCAAGAAAAGGCCAACCCAGGAGUCAUGUUUGACAGUGAAAUGUUUGAAUGGACUCAAAGGCCAUGUUCUCCAGAGAUUCUACCUAGUCCUGUGAAGGCCAAUGUCCUAGGUGGUGAUGAGAUUGAUCUUCCUGAAAGAAAUCCAUCUAAAGUAGCAUCAUCAAAAAAAAAACGUAAAGCAGGAAGUGGAAGAAAUACUGUUGCUAGACUACGCGUUGGGGUUUCCAAGGACGACAUGGAGUUAUCUGCAGGAGCAAGUAGUAGCGAGAAACAAGAAACUGGCGGGAGUUCUGGCAUACUUACCAAGAAGGAUAGAAAUCCUGAUGUGAAAGCUAAACGGGCUACAAGAAGCAAGAGCCAGACUUCACGAGUUCAGGCUGAUUUAAGUAUGUCCGUGGAGGCAGAGGGGAAGCAGGGGACAAAGAGGAAAAGAUCAAGCGUUAAAUCCUCUCCAGAUCACCUGGUUCCUGGAUCUAAUGAGCUCUCACUUGGAACAGAUAUUGUGGGAAAAGGGGAUCAGGAACAAGCCCAUGGUUCAUCUGAUACGCAACCGGAUAAACAAAAUCCUGCCGAAAAAUCCUCUCUGAAGAAGAGAAGAAAAUCCAGUGAAUCCUCCAUUCCAAAAGAUCUUUCUGGAAAAACUGAAGAGAAGACUUCAGAAAAGAGAUCAAAAAUUGAUUCAUGUUCAUUCUUAAGCAGAGUGCGUGGCAAGAAAAUCUUAAGUGAUGAGUUGAAUCAAGUGGGUGAUAGACAAGAUUCAACUAAUAAAAAGAAAUCCACUGCGGAUAAAGGCAAUCGUACCAUGCAAGUUUCAGAGAAAUGUUCAACGAUGAACAAACCCUCAGUUGGAGAUAGUGUACUUUUGCGACGAUGUGAUGGACCUCCAAUAGAUAAAUUCACUUGCGCCUUUUGUCAGUCUUCAGAAGACACAGAGGCUUCAGGAGAAAUGGCUCACUACCACAGAGGUGAACCUGUCUCUGCAGAUUUUAAUGGUGGAUCUAAGGUCAUACAUGUUCACAAAAACUGUGCUGAAUGGGCUCCAAAUGUAUACUUCAACAACCUUAACGCAGUCAACCUUAAUGUGGAGUUGACAAGAAGCCGGAGAAUAAGUUGCAGUGGCUGUGGGCUUAAAGGCGCAGCACUUGGUUGUUACAAUAAGAGUUGUAAGAAUAGCUUUCAUGUUACGUGUGCAAAACUGAUACCAGAAUGUAGAUGGGACAAUGAAAACUUUGUAAUGCUAUGCCCUUUGGAUGCAUCCAUUAAGUUGCCAUGUGAAGAGACUAGACCAAAAGAAAGAAAACGCAAGCGUACUCCUAAAGAAUCACUGCAGUCUCAGCCUAAUAAUCAAGUAUCUGAAACACCUGACAUCACUGAGCUCCAGAGCAAGCCUUUGCACGGAUUACCCAAGAAAUUGGUUCUAUGCUGCUCAGGACUUACCAAUGAAGAGAAGAUUGUGAUUUCAGAAUUUGCUGAACUGUCUGGUGUUACAAUCUCGAGAAAAUGGGAACCAAGUGUUACACAUGUCAUUGCAUCAAUCAACGAAAAUGGAGCCUGCAAAAGGACACUCAAAUUCAUGAUGGGGAUCUUGGAGGGGAAAUGGAUUCUAAGCAUUGACUGGAUUAAGGCGUGUCUAAAAAAUACAAAGUAUGUAAGCGAGGAGCCAUAUGAGAUUUACAUGGAUGUUCACGGAAUUCGAGAAGGACCUUAUCUUGGAAGACAAAGAGCUAUAAACAAGGAACCAAAACUUUUUAAUGAGCUAAAAUUUUACAUAAUGGGGGAUUUCGAGCUUGCUUACAAAGGGUAUCUUCAAGAUCUGAUUGUAGCAGCAGGAGGAACAAUCCUGCGCAGACGGCCCAUUUCUAAUGAUAAUGAAGCUUCAACGAUAGUAGUAUUUAGUGUUGAGCCAAGCAAGAAGAAAAGUCUGACUCAAAGAAGAUCUGAUGGUGAAGCCUUGGCUAAAUCUGCUAGAGCUAGAGCUGCAAGCAGUUCAUGGGUCUUGGAUUCUAUUGCAGGUUGCCAAAUUCUAGACUUGAUAUAAAAUUGUGAGACCAUCGUUGGAUAUUUUUGUCAGUAGGAGUAUGGAGCAUUGUGUAUACUCAACAGUAUUUCAUUUAUUCGCACAUUUUAGGUUUUGUUCGCACAU